GCAUACUGUAUUUCUUUAAAUUGUUUAACAUUUCUACAAAUGCAUAAACAUCCGCAGAUACAAUCUACAUAAAAUGCUUCAGAUAUAUGGCUGGGUCGGCAGUAGGGCAGAAAUUGUAAUGGUGAAUUCUUCAUGGACCGAGGAACACAUUAAUUCGAUUUGGAAAUGCCCGAUGAGAACGCAUAAAAUCUUUCCACCGUGCGAUGUGAAGCAAUUAACGUUGCUACCGCUACUCAGCGACGAGGAGAAAUGCAAUAGUAUACGUAUAGUUUCGAUUGCGCAAUUCAGACCAGAGAAAAAUCAUCCAUUAAUGCUAAGGGCGAUGUACGAACUUAGAUCAAUCAUUAAAGAAGACGUUUGGGAUAGGAGAACCUUAUAGGGCCCGAUGAUCUCUGCGGGACGAGUAGUCAAAAGUACGGUUCGACCUUCUACUGUUUAAAUCCAAGUAAUUGCCGAGAAAUUGUCUCUUAUUCAUAAGCUACGAAUGGCCUGACUGCUAGCCUUUGUGCGUAGAAAAUAUAAAAUACAACAAUAUACAUGGCGAGGAUGAACAAUUUUAUCUAUAAACAACUAC
Ceratina calcarata is the source of this 574-nucleotide messenger RNA. Its product is annotated as GDP-Man:Man(3)GlcNAc(2)-PP-Dol alpha-1,2-mannosyltransferase-like. Lineage: Eukaryota; Metazoa; Arthropoda; Insecta; Hymenoptera; Apidae. Bases 74 to 379 code for a protein of 101 amino acids. Gene Ontology annotation, biological process: protein N-linked glycosylation; dolichol-linked oligosaccharide biosynthetic process. Gene Ontology annotation, molecular function: GDP-Man:Man(3)GlcNAc(2)-PP-Dol alpha-1,2-mannosyltransferase activity. The transcript has 2 exons. Gene Ontology annotation, cellular component: endoplasmic reticulum membrane. The record is from RefSeq and is a predicted model, not a curated record.